GUGUGUGUGUGUGUGUAUAUCUUGGUUGAAGGAAGUCAAGAGUUGUACACAAACAACCCACUUGUUUGUUUAAGAUGUAAACUUCAUUGGUUCUUCACAAGAGGAAAUGACAGUUGGAUGAAACCCUCCACUAAGUAAAGGGUCUAGCAUGUGUGUUUGUGUGUAUUUGUGCGUGUGUGUGUGUGUACGUCUGACUUUGUAUGUCUAACUCAGAAGGAAGUGUGUCUGCAUUGGACUAUUUCUGUGGGGAAGUCCUCUUCCAGAGCCAGACUUAUCUGCAAAUCUUUCCAAAGUUGUGCUUUGGAUACGCAAACAUGUUGCAGUUCCCCAAUCUCUCAUAAUGUAUUUGAAAUGUAAGGUAAACACCCAUCCUGUCGUGAAGGGGGAACUGAUGCUUGGUCUGGUCUGAACAUGGGAUACUCCUGUUGUUCCCUGGGUAACUCACUUCUGCUUUUAAAUCAAGUCUGAAAAGUGUCCCUCUGAACAGAUCGAGCAUUCUGCAUCUGGCAGUACAGCUUGAAUGUUUGGUGUUUUAGAAGGGACCAUGAGUGACUUGAUCCUCAGAGCUUUCUGUGGCUUCAGGUUGAAGCUGAGGAGCAUUGUGCACAUGCGCCAGGUGGAGAAUGCUGACCCCAACACCGCUGUUUACGCCAACAUCACCGACCUGAAGAAGAGCCUCCCACAACCUCCCCUCGUGCUGCCCGCCACCCCCAUCCCCAUCCCCGGCUCCGCCCCCUCCUCCUGCCUCUCCUCCCCUGGGGCAGCUAGCCCCGCCUCCUCCCAGGAGGGAUGGCAGGUUCACACUGACCAGGACAGCGGGAAGGAGUUCUACCACCACCCAGCCACGGGGAAGACCUCCUGGGCCUCGCCCCUCAGCCCCCCAGCCCUCUCCUCCUCCGUGGAGAUGGACCUCCCCAGGGACAGAGAGGUGCUGCUGGGUCCCUCCCCGGCCCUCUCCCCUGCCCCCUCCUCCGCAUCCUCGCAGAGCUCCGGCUGGGAGCAGCUCCUGGACGAGACCUCAGGGAGACACUACUACUACAACCCCACUUCGGGAGCCACGUCCUGGGGUGUGCCCGAACCCACCACCCCCUCCUCUCCGGGCUCCGAGGCCGCAGCCGAGGACAGGAAGCCGUGCGAAGGGCCGCCCCCUCUCCCGGAGGAAGACUACCCCACAGAGGUGACUGGAGGGCCGGUCAAGCCUCCCUCCGUCCACCCCAGAGAUCCGGCGCCUGUUCCGGGCAGCCGUCCAGUCAUCCCCCGGGCCAGCCUUGACGUGAGCGCCCCAACAGGCUGGACCCGCACCAUUGAGCAGGAUGGUAGGACCCUGUUCACCUGCGAACGCACCCAGGAGCAGUGGAUCAGGUCGGAGGAUGAGAAGGGAAAGACCUACUAUUAUCUGAGAGGUGGAUCCAGGUCACAGUGGAACCUUCCAGAGGAAACCCAGCCUCCGGUAAGAGGAGCGCCUGUCCCCACCCAGUGCCUAGCAGCCCCCAGCCAGCUCCGCCUGGGGAACGGACUGGAGCCAGACGUCCCGCUGCUCCACAAGAACUGGAGACACACCAUCCUGGUGGGGCCCACCCAGUUUGGCCCUCCAUACGAGGACACGAAGUUCUUCCCGACACACAAGCGGAACGCGUCGGACUUCAGCGACGCCAGCUCCGCGAGCUCUCCAGAGAACCCUGCAGCCGCCCACCCUCUGAAACCGCGGAGGAGACUGUCGUCGCGAGCCUCUGCCCCUCACCUCCACAGCCACCUGCUGGAGAAAGCAGGGAUCCUGAACAAGACCAAAGUUGCAGACCACGGGAAAAGACUCAGGAAGAACUGGGGUCAGUCUUGGACUGUGCUGCAUGGAGGAAUCCUCACUUUCCACAGAGAUCCCAAAUCUGCCCCCACAAGCAACUCUAACAAGUCCAACCAGAUCGUGCCUGAGCACACGGUGGAGCUCCGUGGAGCCGGUCUGGCCUGGGCCUCCAAGGACAAGUCCAGCAAGAAGCACGUGGUGGAGCUGAAGACACGUCACGGCUGUGAAUACCUGGUCCAGUACGACACAGAGAGCAUCAUCUGGGACUGGUUCAAGGUCAUCCAGGAGAGUAUCCGACAGCUCAGGACCAUCCCAGAGGCAGCGGACCACAAGCCCCAGAAGAAGGAGCAGGACCUUCUGUCGGAGGAGGAAGAGCCGGAACCCACGGAGAAGUCCCCUCAACCGGCUGACCGAGACGAAAAGGACAGGAAGCGGACCUCCACCAAAGUAGGAUCCGGCAGCCCUGCAGACUCGGAGCAGGGGCGCGUCCGGACCAAGCUGCGCAAGUUCCUGCAGAGGAGACCCACCCUGCAGUCCGUCAAGGAGAAGGGCUACAUCAUAGAUAGUGUGUUUGGCUGUCACCUGGACACCCUGUGUCACAGAGAGAACACAACCGUCCCCAAGUUUGUCGAGAAGUGCAUCAAAGCGGUGGAGAGGAGAGGUCUGGACAUAGACGGGAUCUACAGGGUGAGCGGGAACCUGGCUGUCAUCCAGAGGCUUCGACACAAAGCAGAUCACGAGGAGGACUUGGACCUGGAGGACGGUCAGUGGGAGGAGAUCCACGUGAUCGCGGGCGCUCUCAAGCUGUUCCUCAGAGAGAUGCCCGAGCCUCUCUUUCCCUACAACUUCUUCGACAGGUUCAUCGCUGCCAUCAAAAUCUCUGACUAUAAACAGAAGGUGUCGUACAUGAAGGAUCUGGUUCGGUCCCUUCCUCUGCCCAACCACGACACCAUGGAGCACCUUUUCAAACACCUCCGCAAGGUCGCGGAGUACGGCGAGGUGAACCGGAUGUCGGUCCAGAGCUUGGCCAUCGUGUUCGGUCCCACGCUGCUCCGGCCCCAGACGGAGUCGGGCAACAUCACCAUCCACAUGGUGUUCCAGAACCAGAUCGUGGAGCUCAUCCUCAACGAGUACGAGGUGGUCUUCGCCCCGAGUUGAGCUACCUCAACAUGUACUGUCUGCCCCCUAAGACAAGCCCCAGUCUCUCAGCGUCAAACUUGCUUAUACCUAAAAAGACUGAAUAGGGGUAGCUAAUCCACCCCCCACCCCCAGCCCCACCCCAAAAUGAUGAUAAACAAACAAACAAACGUGGACUGCUCCUGUCAGGUACACGGGUUGCCAGGUAUGAUAACGGAGCGCGAUAUAACCUGCGCUGCAGCAAUCCGGAACCUUCCAAGGUUAACUGUACAGAUUCAACCUCAAGGAUCUCCAAAAACAUGUCUUUGGUACAUAGCCUUCAAGAACACAACGAAGAGGGAAAGGAGGGAUGAGGGAAGAGAUGUUUACCUGACGAAUAAUCAUGACUUUAAGUCCAAUAAGGACAGAUAUCCACAACAGUAGAGUUUAACAUAGAAAAUGUGAGGUGUAACUCUGGAGAGUGCUUUGUGCUGUAUGGAUGGUGUACAAAGGCAUGCCUCGACUAGUGUCUGUAGAGUGAAUGAAUUCCUGGUUAAAUGUGUGUUUCUUUACAAAUAAUAAAUUUAAUUGAAGCUG
This is a messenger RNA of Hypomesus transpacificus, 3514 nucleotides long. Its product is annotated as rho GTPase-activating protein 27-like. Lineage: Eukaryota; Metazoa; Chordata; Actinopteri; Osmeriformes; Osmeridae. Gene Ontology annotation, molecular function: protein binding. Bases 521 to 2959 code for a protein of 812 amino acids. The transcript is spliced from 18 exons. Gene Ontology annotation, cellular component: cytoplasm. The record is from RefSeq and is a predicted model, not a curated record. Gene Ontology annotation, biological process: signal transduction; regulation of GTPase activity.